Messenger RNA from Mesocestoides corti, 285 nucleotides. Lineage: Eukaryota; Metazoa; Platyhelminthes; Cestoda; Cyclophyllidea; Mesocestoididae. The record is from the annotation of a GenBank genome assembly.
AUGGACUUGCGUGCGCUGAGCAUGUUUGAGGCGGCACUCAGGGUGCUGCGUGAGGUGCAUCGCGACACUGGCAUCUUGUGGAAGGCGGCGAUGUCCAGCAUGAACUCAUUCGUGGGCCACAUCUUCGAAUGGAUUGCCACCGAGUGGAGGAGCGGCUUGGCUCACCACCACAACAAGAAGUCAACCAUGACGAGCAGAGAGAUCCAGACGGGUGAACUGGCGAAGCACGCGGUGUCGGCGGAGGGCACCAGGGCUGUGAACAACUUCACUGACUCCAAGCAGUAA